Molecule: messenger RNA, 1527 nt
Organism: Styela clava
Lineage: Eukaryota; Metazoa; Chordata; Ascidiacea; Stolidobranchia; Styelidae
Source: RefSeq, a predicted model, not a curated record
AUGAUCCGUUGGAAAGUAUUACUUGAUGGAUAUCAAUACGAAUUAGUGUAUGUUCCAGGUAAAAACCAAGCCAAUAGCGAUGCACUAAGUCGUUUGCCUUUGCCUGUUAAACCGGAUUAUAUACCGCCUUGUGGUGAUGUAGUGAAUCUUCUUGAAGCAGUCGAUUCUACCCUUGUUAAAGUUGAUGCAAUUCAGUCUUGGACGAGAAGAGAUCCUGUACUGUCCGCAGUUAUGCAUCAUACUCAAAUGGGCUGGCCAAAAUCUUCUGACAUAGACCCAGAAUUACAAAUUUAUAGAAGCAAAGAGACGGAACUAAGUGUCCAUGAAAAUUGUUUAUUUUGGGGUUGUCGAGUAAUUAUUCCGCCACAAGGAAGACAGAAAGUGUUGCAAUUACUUCACGAUGGUCAUCCUGGUAUUUGUUCUAUGAAAAGAAUUGCUCGUAAUCAUGUAUGGUGGCCUGGGGUUGAUGCUGAUAUUGAAGAGUUGGUGAAAUCUUGCAGUUUGUGUCAACAGUUACGUCCCAGUGCACCUCAAGUUCCUGCUAGCCCAUGGUCUUAUCCUAAUGGUCCAUGGCAAAGAAUACAUAUGGACUAUGCCGGUCCAGUUGAUGGGAAAAUGCUUCUUGUUAUUGUUGAUGCGUUUAGCAAAUGGCCAGAUGUGUGGAUUACAUCGUCAGUUUCUGCUCAUGAAACUAUUGAAAAAGUCAGACUUUCAUUUGCUACACAUGGAUUACCACUAGUUGUAGUCACUGACAACGCUGGUUGUUUUGCAGGAGACGAAUUUGCAACAUUUCUAAAGGCAAAUGGAGUGAAGCACUUGUUUUCACCACCGAGACAUCCGGCUUCUAAUGGCCAAGCUGAAUCAAUGGUAAAACAAGUUAAACUUGGAUUGAAGAAACAAGCACCAGCAUCUUUGUCAGUCAGACUUGUUCGGUGGUUAUUUAAAUACCGAACUACACCACAUACAACGACUGGUCAGACUCCGUCGGAAUUACUUUUUCGUCGUAAGAUUAGAACGCAUCUUGAUCUAAUCGCACCUUCAUCACGUUUGAAGAAGUCAGCAGAGAAUGUUCCAAGUGGAAUAAUAAGAACUUUUCACAUUGAUGACCCAGUUUUUAUUACAGAAGUCGUUGGAUCUCGUUUCAAAUGGUUACCUGCCACAGUAACUGAAGUUAUGGGUCAAAUGUGUCGUGUUCGUUUGAACGAUGGAAGAAUUUUUAGACGUCAUCUUGAUCAUAUUCGACAUCGAUUUUCUGCUGAUGAUGUAAUGGUACGUGAAGGGAAUCAAGAUUUUAGAAUGAGUGAGAGAAUACCAGCUGCAAUUCCAACAGGAAUACCUGAUGUUGAUGUGGGAGAUAGAAAUUCAACUCCUACCUCUACUGCUACUGAAGAGACUGAUGAAUCUCAAAAUGACAGAGACAAUGUAGACCCAGUUCCUAAUUUUCCAGAAUCGUCCAGUAAUUCAAACAUACCUUAUAAAACAAGAUCUGGCAGAAUAUCAAAACCGCCAGAAAAACUAUCUCUAUAA